AUGCCACAUAUCAGUGCCCAUCUGUGCUGCCUUUCAGUGUCACCCAUCAGUGCCACCUAUCAAUGCCAGUCAGUGCCACCUAUCAAUGCCAGUCAGUGCCACCUAUCAGUGCUGCCAAUCAGUGCCACCUAUCAGUGCCGGUCAGUGCCGCCUAUCAGUGUGCAUCAGUGCCCGUCAGUGCUGUCUAUCAGUGCGGCCUAACAGUGCCAGUCAGUGCCGCCUAACAGUGCCAUAUAUGAGUGCUGCCUUUCAGUGCCCAUCACAGUGCCCAUCAGUGCCACCUAUCAGUGCAGCCUAUCAGUGCCCAUCACUGCAGCCUCAUAAUGCACAUCAG
Molecule: messenger RNA, 334 nt
Organism: Staurois parvus
Lineage: Eukaryota; Metazoa; Chordata; Amphibia; Anura; Ranidae
Source: the annotation of a GenBank genome assembly